AUGAAGAAAGAUAGCUACCUAGCAAGACUGGUGAAAUCUCCGGUUCGUUUCUUGAUCAUGGCACGUGACGCCUACAUACGUAGUAUGACAUCAUGCUCCGCUGGUUACAUUCGUGGUGGUGGUGGCUCCUGCGGUUUCGGUUUGCCUCCCGGUAAUUUCCACAUCUACGAAGAACCAAGCACCACUCUCCCUCGUAGCUUCACACUAAACUCGUCCACGACAACGACUGCGACACGUGAACGCUACCAGUUUGUCUCAAACUACUCACGUGGCGGUGGAGGAGAAAUAAAGGCGGUUAGACGACCGUUGGAUCUCCAAAGAAACUAUAGCUGCAUGGUGAUGGGAAGGAUCGAUGAAGAUAAGGCUUGUGAUAAGUUUGAAGAAGAAAAUUUGCUAUUUGAUCAAUUUAAGAGACGAAAUGUCGAUGGAGUUUUUACUAUACUUCAAAGAUGA
This is a messenger RNA of Eruca vesicaria subsp. sativa (arugula), 453 nucleotides long. NCBI's taxonomy places the organism in Eukaryota, Viridiplantae, Streptophyta, Magnoliopsida, Brassicales, Brassicaceae. The record is from the annotation of a GenBank genome assembly.